Molecule: messenger RNA, 6638 nt
Organism: Phyllopteryx taeniolatus (common seadragon)
Lineage: Eukaryota; Metazoa; Chordata; Actinopteri; Syngnathiformes; Syngnathidae
Gene: myocd
Product: myocardin
Exons: 12
Coding region: 372-3179 (935 amino acids)
Biological process (GO): cardiac muscle cell differentiation; smooth muscle cell differentiation
Source: RefSeq, a predicted model, not a curated record
CCAAAUACAGCACACUGACCCACCACAAUAAUUGGAAAAGACUUCGCUUUAAGAGCGACUGUGACAGGUCACUACACAGCCAUGAAGAUGGGGAACUUGUCUUGGGUCAAAGUCAUGUGAUGCUCCGUAAUCCACAGAUAGCAGGUCAGGAACGUUCACACUUAAUUGCUCUUUUAAUUCACAAUUCAAAGAGAGCACAGCGGGGAAACUCAUACUUUGUUGUCUUUGUAGCAGAAUCUUCAACAGUCAUGGGGACUGGGAAACAAACGAGGAGAACCUGAGGUUGGAAGCAGAAGGCAGAUCAAACAGCCACAGAAACAGGCAAACUUGAUCUGGCAGAACUCCUGGUCUUGGACGGAAAAUGGAGUGGAAUGGAAUCACAAGUGCUACAGUUAAGACUUCAGCAGAGGAGGAAACGAGAGCAGCUGGCAGACCAAGGCAUCAUGCCUCACUCAGCCUCAGUCGGCUCCUCACUGGAGGACCAGGCGAGGUUAAAGCGAGGCCGCCUCGCAGAGGAACUCAAUGAGAAGCUGGCUCUCAGGCCUGGGCCUAUGGAGCUCGUCCAAAAGAAUAUCAUUCCUCUAGACUCUGCCCUCACCAUGACAGUGAACCAUGGCAAGUUCCCCAAGCAGGAGGACUCGUAUGCCUUUGAGGAAGACAGCAGCAGUGAGAGUUUGUCUCCUGAACAGCAUCACAGCGACGAGUCUCAGGGCUCAGCCUGCCCUUCUUCAUCUGAGGUGGUCGGCAGUGUGCCCUCCUCCUCUUCCUCACCUGCACUCUCCAGCACACAGCAGGAGGGCAUAACCAGGGACCCGUGUGACCAAAGCCAGGAUGAAGGACUGUCUAGAGUUAGCAAUUACCAUGCUACCCCCCCAAUACCAGUACCUGCUAUUGUCAAGUCCAAGACAUCGGACAAGAACCGCCAUAAGAAGCCCAAAGACGUGAAGCCCAAAGUGAAAAAACUCAAAUACCACCAGUACAUACCGCCAGACCAGAAGGCUGAUAAGUCGCCUCCACCUAUGGACUCGGCAUACGCCAGACUCCUCCAGCAGCAGCAACUCUUCCUUCAGCUGCAGAUCCUCAGCCAACAGAAACACGCCCACACUCAUUCGCAGUCUGAGCAGCACACACACACUGGACAGAUGCAGGGGCAGGCUCAGCAGCGACAGCCUGCCUUCAGUUACCAGCCACACCAACAGGCACAGAUGCAGAAAGGAUCCAGUGAGCAACUGUCAGUUUGUACCCCCAGCGGUCCGUCCAACACAGGAGAAAGCAACACUUCCUCACCAAUCAAGACCACGUAUCCUAACCAAAACAGCAUCUCCCCAGUAAAACCUGGGCCCCUGCCAGCCAAUCUCGAUGACCUUAAAGUAUCAGAGCUCCGGCAGCAUCUUCGUAUCCGUGGAUUGCCUGUGUCAGGUACCAAGACGGCCCUCAUUGAGCGACUCCGGCCCUUCAAGGACUCCAAUUCCGGCCGAUCCCCAUCAGGCUCCUCUGAUAUCACCACAGUGACCUUCCCCGUUACUCCGACAGGCUCGCUGUCUUCUUACCAGUCUCCAUCCUCUUCCAGCACUCUGUCCCAGAGAGGCUAUUACCCUUAUCCCAGCACCUCUUCGACCCCACCAAUCUCACCAGCAUCCUCUGAAAAUUCCCUCAAUGGCUCACUCCCAGACAGCUUCAGCGAUGUGCCUAUGUCCUCUCCGCCACAGUUCGCCCUGCAGGCAUCUCCUGGCCAGCUCGGCGUGGAUGAUGGCUUGGGAGGGGGUGGAUCACGAGCAGGGGAGGGUGGAAGAAUGGAAGGCAUGGAUGCAGAAAAAGACAAAAUGCUGGUUGAAAAACAAAAGGUGAUUGAAGAGCUGACAUGGAAGCUACACCAGGAACAAAGACAGGUUGAGGAGCUAAAGAUGCAGCUUCACAAGAGAAAGCGCUGCUAUGGAGCAGCACAAGGCACCAUCACUCCAGCUCAGUCCCACAAUUUGUCCAUGCACAAUCAGACACCAGCCUUGAUGGGUCACCACCCCUACGAGAUGAACAUCAAACAAGAGCCGAUGUCAUUGUCUUCAAGCUGCCCACUCUCCUCUCCCAAACAUAUCAAGAGCUCCCCAGGGAACUGCAUGGAGGACAUGGGACACUGCAACACCAUGCUCCCCAAUAUGGGGGGCGAUUGUGGGCCACAAUGUAUGAACUCUGCCCCUUCCUCAGGCAGCCCAUCCACCAUAACUGCUUUCCUCAGUCCGCAGUGCUCACCACAGGACUCACCCAUCGGAAAGCCUUCCGGAAGCCCCCAGCCGUUGUCUCCUAGCAACCCUUACAUGAUAUCACCUCCCGUGGGGAGGGACGGCUGCGCUCACCCCACGUCCCACUGCAGUACCAGAGGAUGCAUUAUGCAGGUACCUCAUAAGAGCGGUUCUCAGCUCGUCAACUGUUCUUAUCCGACAGACCAAAGAGGCCUUCAGGGAGUUUAUUCCAAUACAUCCGAUUAUUCCUUCAAUUACAAUGGCUCAGCCAAGCCUGGCAACCCAAAUAUGCAACCAAAGCAAUUGAUCAGAAGUCAGCAGAUGGAUGAACUUUUGGAUGUCCUCAUAGAAAGUGGAGAGAUGCCAGCUAACGCCAGAGAAGAGAGGGAGAGGUCCUCUGUAACCAAAGUCUUGCCUCACAUUACUGUGUUCCCAGGGUACCCCAGCCUACUCGUCCCAAGGCUCCACCGCCACUACGAACACCAGUCGCCCACACAGCUUCAUUACGACCACCUGGAGACUCUGCUGGGCCCAAUGAGCAGGGGAGGGGAGGCAACCUCUCUUAAGAUGGCCACAGAUGACGGGCACCAAGAAGACGACGGAAAUCGAGAUAGCGAAGGAUACAGCAGCCCCCACAACCACCAGCGCAACCCUCACCAUCCCCAACAGGACAAAGUUGGGACCAACAGAGAUCUGCCGGACACACCUCUUUCACCCCUCAACAAGGUGUCUCCUUUCCCGGAAGUGCAGGGGAUGGUCAGUAUGGCUUUCAGUGAAACCCCAUGGGAGACAAUGGAGUGGUUGGACCUUACUCCACCAACCUCAACCGCCGCCUUCAAUGUCCCAACAUCCAUUGUGCCCAGCAUUUUUAACGCAGAGUUCUUGGAUGUCAGUGACAUUAACUUAAACUCUGCUAUGGACCUUCAUCUGGAGCACUGGUGAACACAGACAGAUCGACAAGCCAAAGCUAACACACCAGCUUGUAAUUUAACUGUACACAUCACAUGAAUCAACUACAGCAUUAGCUAAGAAAAUAAUGGAACUCAAAAGAGCCAAAGCCCUGCAAUCCUGAGUCAGACCAAUCCUGAUUCAACACCAAAAUAGACAACUUCGUCAAUAUACCUUAUGUUUAUGCAUGGGUUAAGAUCCAUUCAUCGGUAAAUGAAAAUGUUUAAAAAAAAAAAAAAAAAAAAAAAACAUUAUCUUGCUUUUUUUUUUUUUUUUUUUUUUUAAAUCUGUACCGUACUCAAGCAGCCAUGACUCCUACUGUGCUCCUGCGUGGUACGCUUUCUUGGCCUCAAUGCAGCUGGAACACAUGCUUGCUCAGAUGUGUUGUAUAAUAAAUGGGGAUCAUUUUGCCCUCCAGUUAUGAAUGAUAACUACCACCUUACUUAAUUAUAUAAAGGAGCCUUUGGAAGAAAAAAGUGUGCCAUAGACAUAAUAGAGCAAUAGAUUUAAGAGAGUAAAGUUCUCUAUCGAAACAUUGGCAGUGACAGUGGAAGAACUGUUUUUUGUUUUUUUUCCACACUGUUGUGUUUGUCUUCGGGGAAAUAUCACCAUUCACUCGGUAAAUAAAAAUUGAUUUAGAAAACCAGUAAACUGCCUUCUUGCAGUGUCAUAUCAAAUGUUAUGAUGAGUACGUAAACAUGCUUGGGACGGAUGAAUGUUCCACUGUGAGUGUGUGCCAGCGGGGGACAGGGGUAACGGUGGUUCAGAAUGGUACAGGACAAUCAACCCAGUGCAGUCUGACUUUAAAAUACUGUUUUUAUGUAUUAGUUUGCAUCAAAGGUUUCAAGUAAUCAGUUGUCAUCCCUGGAAUACAAAUCCCAGGGCCUUUUUGAUAGGCUGUGUGUGAACAAAAGCCAAAUUAAUAUGAAUUAAAUAUUCUACAAUUACAUUACAGGCAGCAUAAUGCUUUGUAAUACCAAUUUAUGAAAUGUUGAAAGUGUUACACCAUCGCUACGCCAAGGCUAAUUUUUACCACUAUUUUAAAGUUUUGGAGUUUGUGUUAAUAAUUUCAUCUUUGAAUGUAAAUAUGAACAAAACUCACUGUACACCUUUAGUUUAACUGAUACAGUAUUUGAUACACUUUGCUUUGUGAUAGACUAUUCAGUGAGUAUAAAAAGUCUACACACCCCUGUUCAAAUUGCCAUUUUCUUUUGUCAUAUUAUAAAACGAUACCACGAUAAAUAAUUUAAUAACCUUUUCCUCCAUUAAGGUAACCUCUACCCUUAAAAAAAACUAAAAAUAAGAAAGAAAAUAUAUGGGUUUUUUUCAAGAGGGAAGGAAAAUAAACUGAGAUAUGGUUUCAGAAGUGUGCACACCCUCUUAUCACAGAGGAUGUGGCUCUGUUCAGAAUCAAAUCAUGUUAAAUGAGAGUCAGCACAUACUCGCCAUCAUCGAAGUGCCUCUGAAUAAACCCAAAUAAAUUUCAUAUGUUGCAGUGGGCCGUUUCCUUACAUUUUCUCUCUUUGUAGUGGAAGCAUGAAGGUUUAGUGCUAACUGACUAAUGUAGACCCACAAACCGACUCCCAUUUAACAUGAGUUUGAAUACGAUUGGUUGAUUCAGAACAGAGCCACAUCCCAAGUUACUAGCGGGUGUGGACACUUAUGCAAUCACAUUAUCUGAGUUAAUCAUUUCCCCCCUCUUGAAAAUACUUUAAAAUUUAGUUGUACAGCUUAUUGGUCACAGUAACGGUGGAAAAAAAGUUUUGAAUUAUAUAGUUUUUUUUGCUUCACAAAAACCUUUAAACAGGGAUGUGUAGACCUUUUAUAUCCACAUGGGUAAAGAUGCCUGGCAUUCCUUUGAGGGACCCUUGUAGCACUUUUUUAAAACAGUUAUCCAUGGAGUGACAUUAUAUAUAUAUAAAAAUGUCUGAAAUUGUUGAACUAUGUAUUUUAAUCAGCAGAAAUUGUGCCUUUAUCAUCAUUUAUGCUUCCAUAAAAAACAAACGGCAGGUAAAUUUCAAUGUAAUCUCCAUUUUUUUAACAAAUACUUUUUUUCCCAAACAAAUGUUCACCCUUUACAACCCCAGGCCAGCCACAGUUAUUUAUUUUGUGUAAUAUUUGUGCUGUUUCAUGUAUUUAUACUUACAUUCCUAUGUAGAGAUUGCAGUUUGUUUUUGGAUUGAAUAGAAAACUCCAGUGCUGCCAUUUGACCACAGACGUUUGUCUUUGAAAAUGUGAUGCAAAGUGAAAUAACCACUUCAAAAUGAAUCAUCUUCUUAAAUCAUUUGCCAUCAUGAAUUGUCCAUUACUAGCACUUGUGAAUAAUAAAUGUAAUAUAUAAGUAUACCUGUAUACAGAUUUCGACUGUGAAUACUGCCUUUUAACUCACCACAGCUGGCCUUCACAAAAUAGGUGCCCUAAUAAGCAGUUCCACUUUGUUGCACAUGUAAAUACUUACACUUUUGAGAGUUCUUUGCUUAAUCUGCUCGAUGCAAGGCUACAUUCAUCACGGUGUUAAUAUGUUUUUCUUCAUUGUAAAUCCAGCCCCCCCCCCCAAAAAAAAAUAUAUAUAAAAGAAAACUUUCCAAAGAUUUGCAGUCCCUAGGCAAAAUAACUAUCUUGAAUAUAUGUACUCUAAACAACUGUAAAGUUGCAGUGUUUCCCAAAAUGUUAAACUAUUGCUUUCUUCCAUUUUGUUCUCAGUAAACAUUGAUCACCAAUGUAUUGUAACAUUGUUCACAGCUAUAUUUUGUAGCAUUGAACUUCACAAAGGCAUAGGUUAAGAAAAACAACUCAAACCUACAGGGAUACAAAUCAUAAGGCAGUUGAUCACAAAUACUGUGGGAUUCACAGAGUAAUUUAACACCAAUAUCAUAAUAGCCGGCACGGUGAGCGACUGGUUAGCACUUCUGCCUCACAGUUCUGGGGACCGGGGUUCAAAUCCCGGCCCUGCCUGUGUGGAGUUUGCAUGUUCUCCCCGUGCCCGGGUGGGUUUUCUCCGGGUUCUCCGGUUUCCUCCCAUAUCCCAAAAACACGCGUGCUAGGUUGAUUGGAGACUCUAAAUUGCCCAUAGGUGCAAAUUGUUGUUUCUUUCCCUGUGCCCUGCGAAUGGCUGACGACUGGUUCAGGGUGUACCUCGCCUCUCGCCCAAAGAUAGCUGGGAUAGGCUCCAGCAGCCCGCGACCCGCGUGAGGAGAAGCGGUAAAGGAAAUGGAUGGAUGGAUAUCACAAUACAGCUAUGGUGUCAAUUAAUAUAUUUGACAAACUCUCGGAAGUCUAUGUAAGUGAAGAGAACAAUUAUUAAUAAUCAAGCAGGGGGGGGAAAAAAAGUGUUUUUUAUUAUGUCCAAUUGCUGUUUUAAACUGUAAAUCAAUCAAUCAUCCCUGUAUACUUUACUUUUGUUUUAUGUUUAAGUCAACUUGUGCACAAUAUGUAAUAAAAUGUGUUUCCAUU